GGGAGGAGUGUUUCCUGCUUUAUAAAGCAUUGGUUUAACUUUUGCUCAUGUUCCGUAUGACAAAGACUUGAGCCCCACAGAGCCUGCAAAAACGGAGCAGUUUAGCGCUUCUGUGACUGCUAGAAAUGAACUUGGUGCACCGCCACAGGCUACAGCUUGUUGGAUUUCUGUUGUCUCUACUGGGAUGGGUUUUAACCGGCACCUGUAACUAUUUACCAGACUGGAAAAAUCUCAACUUAGACUUAAAUGUACUGGAGCUUUGGACCAUGGGACUCUGGCAAACCUGUAUAGUCCAAGACGUAGGAGGAUCACAGUGUAAAGAUUUUGAUUCUUUCCUAGAUUUGCCUCUAGAAUUCAGGAUUUCCAGGAUUUUAGUAUCUACAUCAAAUGGACUAGGACUGCUGAGCCUUGUGAUCUCUAGUCUUGGUUUGGAUUGCCUAAAGGUGGAGGAACCAGAGCAGAAGCUAAAGAAACAGCUCUUACUGCUUGGAGUUAUACUCCUGUGGAUGUCUGCAGUCCUGGCCUUAGUCCCCGUGUCCUGGGUUGCCCACACGAUAAUCCAGGAAUUUUGGGAUGAAGACAUCCCAGAGAUUGUGCCCAGAUGGGAAAUAGGGGAUGCGCUGUUCAGUGGCUGGUUUGGUGGCUUUUUUAUAAUUCUCGGAGGCUCUCUGCUCCUCUCCACAAUCUGCUCCUCAUCUGACCAGCAGUUACCGGAGCACUAUGCCAUGGCAGAUGUGCACGACACCCAUCGACAGCUGGAAACUGCAAGUAGAAGACUUUGAAAAGGGGCUGUAAAAGCCAAGGCCAGUGAAGAGACCACCAGCGGGAACAAGAGAUCAAGGACCUUUCUUGAGGAGAACGCGGCUGAGCAGCUGCGCACCCACCAGGACUCGGACUGGAAAAUGCUGUUGUGUUACCUCAAAUUAAAACACAUGCCCAAGCCAGCGAUGGCGAUCUUCAAAAUCAGUUUAUAACUUAGGAGUUCCUGUCUCCAGUUCCGAAUUCAACCCAGUAGAGUCCCAAACAACGAAACCAACUAAUUCAAAAAGGAUGCUCUCGGAGAAACGCCGAUUUCAGCCCAGUGUCCCUAAGAGGGUGCGUGUGAGAAGGAAUCUUUAUUGGACGUACACAAAGAGGAAGCACUUCAGAGGACACUCGGUGUCUGAAAACUUACUUCUAUGAAGAUUUAAGACCCAAACUUUGAAACGCUGCCUGAUUUCUCACAAAAAUGCACCUGAAUAAGAGAAAACGCUUCUGGUGCGCAGAAUUACCUACUGUUUUCCGAUCUGCCAGUAUGAGCGGGCUUUACGUACUUGCUGUACUUCAGAAGGUGCGGUCGGGAGGGGAGGGAAGGUGCGGAGCCUGUGGAUUUGGCUUCAAGCAGAGUUCCUGCGUGCUAGGAAGCAGCCACUGAUUUUUCAACAUCCCCCACAUCUGCAGUUUCAUUUUUCACUUGAGACUCUCUCACUUUCUCUGGCACUUCCAGCUGCUGCAUUAGUCUGCGCCAUUAUAAUGCCCGCAGGAUCUAAAAAAUAAUCUAUGACAAUGUUCUCUAGGCUGCUGCGUUUUGCCAACCCAAGAGGAAACGCUGACAGCAGAGUACAGCGAUCUCAGGGUUGUUUUGCUCCACAGGGGAAGGCUGCAAUGAUUUUAAGGGUAAAAAUAUUUCUAGAAACUUUGUAAGCUCUCUUCAAAGAGGUGGAGUGGCUGCGAUUGUUCUUCUGACUUUUAGCUUGGAAAGAAGGACUUAAACGCGGUGCCGCAGCCCGCAUAUAUUUUAGGAACGUACAUUAUUACCCUUAUUCCUCGUGGCAGUGCGCGUCACGGUGUUGAUCACUGAUACCAGAGAUAUAAAACAUGACAAUGCUGCCCUGAAAAGAGCCAGCUGAAAUAAGAAAGCACAAAUCCAAAGGAUUUAUAAUAUUAAAUGUUGCGGAGGCGUACUCUAUUCUAGUGGGAAUAGCUUUAAGAGUGGGAGAAGUUUUAAAUUAAAUAAACAAUUAAAAAUUAUCAUUUCUAUCCUGCAUCCAGCAUUAGACGAACUUCUAAAUAAAUGUAGCUGUGCUUUUAUACAAGCAACUGGUUCUAUGGGUUAAAACUUAGAAAGAUCAAAUCCCUGCAAUGCACUCUCAUGGUAAAAACCCACGCAGUUACACCGUGCGAUGUUUCAGCGUUGUGCUGUCUUAUCCCAUUUUGCCCCAGGGUUUUUCAGAGCGCUUGUCAAUGCUCAGCCUAAGCUCCGCUUGUAUUUUAUAGCCAUUUUAGAACUCCGCUCGCUGGAGCCAACAGCAGAUGCCAGGGGAAGAGAGACAGGAAGAGAGAGCGGACAGAACAGGGCGUAAACACAAAGCUGGGAGAACAUACUGGGAAAAAGUUUUGUUUCCUAAACUAUCAGAUGGUCAAGGACUUCUUCAAGUAGGUGAUACCAUUAUGGUUAAUGACCUCGGAUGGAUUUUUUUUCCAUGAAUUUAUCAAACUGCUUUUUGAACCUCUGCAAACUCGCAGCACUCAGUGUUGUGUGGAAAACAUUUUUACAGUUUCUAAAUGUUACGCUGCGUUUGCUUGUAUUUAACCUGCCACCUCUUCAGUUCCCUGCUUCCCGUAUUAUAAAAGCCAAUGAUUAAUUGCUCUCCUCCGCCUCACUCAUGAUUUUACAGCCUUCAGUUAUAUAGUUUUUAUAUUUUUAUAUAAUUUAUAUUACAUAGCUUUCAGUUUUACAGCCGCUCCUAACAUGGAAGCUGUCUCUUCGUGUGACCAUUCCCGUCCACCCUCUGUCGUUUUAUUAUCCACUUUGAGAAGGGGAACCAGAACUGAAUAUUUAAUUUACAGGCAUAACAUCUAUUCAUAUCAUAAAACAAUGAUUUGUUUUGUUCCUACUUCUUUUCUUAGUAAUUCCUGUCUUAUUUGCUUUUUGACAUCUGCUGAUCGCCGUGAUGAUUUUGCUGGUGUUUUUCUUUCUUCUGUCUGGAGCAUCUCAUUCCCAACAUGUAAUUCGGAGCUCAGCUCUGGGUAUGUAAAUAUUAGGAUCACCCCUUCCUUCCUCUACACAAGGCUAUUUACUGACAUUUAGCUUUUAACAAAACAAAACAAACCGUCAAAACCAACAGCUAUUGCUUACGUAUUAGGAGGUCCUCUGCACCUUGCUGAAACUGCUUUCCAUUUUUACUACUCCAUAUAAUUUGGUGUCACCAAAACACUAAUCUCUAUCAACCAUAAAUAGCUGAAAAGUACAAAUUCCUCCUGGAUGUCACGAGCAACCUCCUCUCAUGGAAAACUGAUGGACAUGGACUGACACAGACGGGAAGCGGGGUCCAGAGGGCAUUUACUCCAACCUCCUGUUCAGAGUAGGUGAAGCUGGAGCUGGGUGCUCAGGGUCCUGUCCAGUUAGGUUCUAAAUGUCUCCACCUGUGGAGGCUGGAGGGUUUUUUGGUUUGAUUGGCUUUUUUCCUCCCUUAACAACCGGUAUCGCAAUUUAUAAAAACAACCAACCUCCCCAAAACAAAACAAAAACCCCAUAACAUCCAACUUUUUCAUCUAUCUUGCUGGAAUUUUCCAUGUUCCAACUUGUCACUGUUGGCUCUCGUUCCUUCUAUCCUGUUUCUUGUCUUUCAUCCACACGAGGGCAUCCCAUCUUAUCUUACGGCAGUUUAGAGACAGCGCACAUAUACUUGCAUUGUUUCACAGAUUAUCACACAAAGAAUAGAAUUUGGCUUUCUUUUGCCAAAACGAGAACAUCCUGCACAAGGAAAUAAGCCACAGUGGAAGCACUGCCUUUCCCACCUGCCCCUACCACCACAAGUAACGGUCAUUGCCCCUCUCGACCUGUUACCAAGAUCUUUUGGCUGCAAGUUCUGCGCAGCCUGCCGAUCGACUGCUGCUGAAGGACGAAAAGCACACGCCUGGCUGUGGAAGUACGGCUGGGACGUGAGAAUUUUAAAUGAACUUUUAAGUCGAUGUCUAUAGUCUUUUACUACAUCGACCACAAGUAUUACUCCAAAUAACAGAGAUUCUACUCUGAACUACAAAAGUAUUUAGAGGGCACUAGAAAAAAUACUACCUCAAAUUCUAAGUUUAAAUGCUGUAGUAUUGACUAAUAAAGAAAUAUUGUUUACACUAUGUAGUUCAGAGGUGUAAUUAAUCAAAUGUGAGCUUCUGUAAAAACGUUUAACAUGACAGACCAAAUUCCUUAAUGCAUUUGUAGAAAAAGGUAGGGGCACAUGCAUAUUCAUUCACACAGUAUCUGUA
Messenger RNA from Chroicocephalus ridibundus (black-headed gull), 4245 nucleotides. RefSeq names its product claudin-22-like. The coding region runs from base 126 to 782 and encodes 218 amino acids. The transcript has 5 exons. Gene Ontology annotation, cellular component: plasma membrane; bicellular tight junction. Gene Ontology annotation, molecular function: structural molecule activity. NCBI's taxonomy places the organism in Eukaryota, Metazoa, Chordata, Aves, Charadriiformes, Laridae. The record is from RefSeq and is a predicted model, not a curated record. Gene Ontology annotation, biological process: bicellular tight junction assembly; cell adhesion.